AUGAAUAUUGUAUACAGUGGAGAUGUUCUGCCACGGAGAGGUUUCUUCAAGUCCUGGGAACGAACGAGACAUUCCAGAGAAGUUCAUUGGUUCGUCGAAUGCUUCGCAGAGGCUUUGGGGGUGUUUCUCUAUACCUGGGCUGGCGUUGGCGCAACGGCAGCAUUUGUUGUGGGGAAUAUCCUGGGGCUUGAGAAUGUCGGCUCGGUGUUGGGUAUCGGCUUUGCGGGAUUCCCCCCACUCAAGGCCGCGAGAUACAUCGUGUUCCAGAUCUUCGGGGGUUACAUCGCAUGUCUGCUAGUAUACGCGCAAUGGAGAGAUAUGAUCCUGGCAGCGGAGGCAGCGCUCACUGCGGCAGGUAGGUUGGAGGAGGUGCAAUUUACCGCCAUGGGUACCGGAGGGAUCUUGGCCCUGUACGCACCUCCUGGGGCACAUUUGGGGUUGACUUUCGUUAAUGAGUUCGUAACGGAUUUCGUCCUUGCUUUGGCGAUAUGGGCGUGCCUUGACCCGACGAAUGCCCUGGUACCUCCACAAGCAGCUCCAUGGGUCAUUAGCUUUGCAUACGCGAUGGCUAUUUGGGGAUUCGCCACACCAGGACUCGCCGCAAAUGCUGCCAGGGAUCUGGGUGGGAGAUUCGCUGCAAUGUCGCUUUACGGCACAAAAGCGAGCGGUGGAGCGUACGCAGCUAUUGCUGCCCUGACGAGCAUACCAGCAACUUUGCUCGCGGCGUUCACCUACGAGACAGCGAACGGGGAUAAGGAGAAGAACGACAAAUCACCGAAGAAGUUGGGCGUUUCUGGUUGGGUAGGAUGGGGCAAGAAGACCAAGGACUUCUCGACUCUGGACGGCGAUGAGAUGACCGAACGGGAGGCCGGCGACAACGAUAAGCAGGUUCACCACAAGGCCAGCAGUUCGUCGUUUUCCAGACGUUUCAAGGACAGCCUUUCCACUACGUCGCCCAAAGUCCCUCCGCGCGUCCUGAAGACCCCAUCUCAACAUGAUCUGAAGACGGUCAGGGCCUUGUACGACUUCAAUGGGUCCUCUGAUGAACUAUCCUUCAAAGUCGGUGACGAGAUUGUGGUCGUUAACGAAGUCCUAGAAGAAUGGUGGAUGGGAGAACUCGGCGGCAGAAAGGGUCUAUUUCCGACAUCCUACACUACAGUCGUGCCUGCGACGCAAUCACGGAAACCAUCACCUCCACUGCGCAAUCCUUUGCAAAAGAGUCCCAAGACGAAGCGACUCUCGAUUUCCUCUGAGGAAGGGGCAGUCCAAAGGCCCUUGAUUCAUGAUGCUUCCGAAGCGAGUGAAUUAGAAGACGAAGAGCACAUACUCAGUGGACGUCUCGUAUCUAGCGCUAGCCCCUUCUAUCUUCCUGGUGCAAACAAUGAUAGCAGUGGCACGGAGGACGAUGACCUGAAUGAUCGUGUGGCCAAGUGGAAGCACGACGUUAACGGAGGCUCUAAUGACUCUCUAUCUCAUGCGAAGGCAACGGUUGAGACGACAUCUUCUCCUUUCCAUCCCCAGCCACCCCUGCUUCGACGAGCUGAUACCUCUUCUGGCAUAAAGAAGACCCCGCCACCACCUCCGCCACCGCGCAGGCACUCCACGAACUUACUCACCAGUCCGCCGUUGCCUCCGCGUAAGCCUGCUAGCACGUCCAGUUCGUCUAUGUUAGACGUCACUCCAAACGCGUCAAAUAACAAUGUCGGCUAUGAUGUCUCGCCAUUCGAGAGCACAAGCGAACUCGCUGGAUGUAGCCAGUUCCGUCAGAACCCUUUCAAACCCAAGGGUACAUGUAGUAACUGUUUCCAGUUUCAUCACGAUUUCUAG
Messenger RNA from Pleurotus ostreatus (oyster mushroom), 1827 nucleotides. RefSeq lists its product as uncharacterized. The coding region runs from base 1 to 1827 and encodes 608 amino acids. Lineage: Eukaryota; Fungi; Basidiomycota; Agaricomycetes; Agaricales; Pleurotaceae. The transcript is spliced from 9 exons. The record is from RefSeq and is a predicted model, not a curated record. Gene Ontology annotation, biological process: water transport; glycerol transmembrane transport. Gene Ontology annotation, molecular function: water channel activity; glycerol channel activity; protein binding. Gene Ontology annotation, cellular component: plasma membrane.